Molecule: messenger RNA, 1908 nt
Organism: Oppia nitens
Lineage: Eukaryota; Metazoa; Arthropoda; Arachnida; Sarcoptiformes; Oppiidae
Gene: Prp3
Product: U4/U6 small nuclear ribonucleoprotein Prp3-like
Exons: 8
Coding region: 193-1908 (571 amino acids)
Biological process (GO): mRNA splicing, via spliceosome
Cellular component (GO): U4/U6 x U5 tri-snRNP complex
Source: RefSeq, a predicted model, not a curated record
UAUCGCAAUAUUAUUGAAACUGAUUGACAAUUGAGUGCAAAGUCGACACAAAUUGUGUUAAAAUUGACGUAAAGAUAGUGUCAUUGAUUUUUUGGUGACAAUAUUUGUGACAUUGAUUUGGUUUGUUUGAACCAAUUUAGUGAUCGACAAUCACUUAAUUGAUUUGAUAAUACUUGAGAAUCAAUUAUCAAAAUGUUGGGCCAAAAGAAGUCCCGUUUUGAUGACCCGUCACCUCUUCCCGUCAACAAUGGAUUCAAUGAUCCGACGACCACUUCAACUGAAAGUAAUUUAAAUCCAAUUCAAGUGAAGCAUAUGAUGGCAGAAGUGCACAAACAAAUUGAAGAAAGAAAACGAAAACUAAAUAUUUCUGGUUCGGCUCCAACUUCUAUCUCAUCAUCCGCUUUGCCACCAGUUAUACCACCCGUAGUACCUGUUAUCACUCCUACACCUGCCUCAAGACAAAAUAUUAACUCAGAUAUUGACCACAAGGCACGUAUUGCUCAACUGACGGCACAAAUUCAGGCCCGACUGGCCAGUCGGACAAAUACAGAGUCCACUAAUAUUGUGCAAAAUGAUCCGAACGACAAUCAAAAGGGAGGUUCCGGUAAACCAACACCUCUUAUAUUGAAUAGCGACGGCCGUACAGUUGACCAGAGCGGCAAAGAAGUGCAACUUAUUACACGUAUGCCUACACUUAAGGCCAAUAUUAGGGCACAAAAGAAGGAACAAUAUAUCAAAUUAAAUCACGAGAAACAAAAUGAUGACAUCAGUGAACAUCAAUUUUUUGACGCUAGAGUUGGUCUCAAGUCUGCGAUGCGGUCUAAAAGAGGAUUUAAGUUUUAUGAUAAGGGAACCUUUGAAUCAAUGGCUAAUAAUAUCAGGACUAAAGCACAAUUAGAAAGAUUACAGAAAGACAUUGCAAUGGCCGCCAAAAAAACUGGUAUUAGUUCUGCCGCUAGACUUGCACUUCUCAGUUCAAUUGUACCAAAGAAGCAAAUGAAAGAGGACGAGAUUCCAGACAUCGAAUGGUGGGAUAGUUUUGUGUUAAAAGAUAACAGUUAUGAUCACUGUAUUUCUAACGAAUCAGAACCGCGCGAAAAAUAUGAUGGGAUAACACAUUUGGUUGAACAUCCCAUUCAAAUGAAACCUCCGGCCGAACCAUCAAAACCCGUUUUAUUGCCCGUAUUUUUGACGAAAAAAGAGCGAAAGAAAUUGCGGCGACAAAACCGUCGCGAGACGUGGAAAGAAAAACAAGAAAAGAUACGAAUUGGUUUGGAACCGCCUCCAGAACCGAAAGUCAGAAUGUCUAAUAUGAUGAGAGUUUUGGGACAACAGGCAGUUCAAGACCCGACUAAAGUUGAAGCGCACGUUAGGGAACAGAUCAUGAAAAGACAAAAAGCUCACGAAGAGGCUAAUGCUUCACGAAAAUUAACGACCGAACAGAAGAAACAUAAAAAGAUUAAGAAAAUCAAAGAAGACACCAGUCUUGGUGUCAGUGUUUCUGUUUAUAGAGUUCUUAAUCUUAUUAAUCCGGCCAAGAAGUUCAAAGUCGAAGCUAACAUUAAACAGCUACUUAUGACUGGCGUUAUAGUUCUUUAUCGAAAUGUUAAUGUGAUUGUUGUCGAAGGCGGACCUAAACAACAAAAGAAGUUCAAACAUUUGAUGCUUUCGAGGAUCAAAUGGGGAGAAGAACAGGCCUCUAAAGACGGAACUGAAUCGGGCGAUAAAAUAGAAAACAAAUGUUUUCUCGUAUGGGAAGGAAAAACAAAGAGUCGGGCCUUCGGUGACGUUAAGUUCAAAUUGAGUCCAAACGAGUCCUUUGCCAGAGAACUGUUCAAAAACCAUUCGUGUGAACACUACUGGGAUUUAGCGUAUAGUAUGUCUAUAUUAGAUGCCAACGAUGUUUAG